AGAAGAAAAUAACGAGUCCAACGACGACGAGAAAGAAAUCAACGUAGGAGAGAUUACCAUUCGAGAGAGCGAACUUCGUCUUCCUCCUCGCUUCGCCUCACCUCCUCCGACGACGACGACGAUUCUCUGCCCACAAACCCUAGAUUUCGGAGCUCGAAGCCUCUUCUUCUUUGGAGAGGCGCGGUGAGAGAUGCCUUUGGCGGCGUCGGCGAUAUACUUCUUGAACCUCCGCGGCGACGUCCUCAUCAAUCGCCUCUAUCGCGACGAUGUCGGUGGAAACAUGGUGGAUGCUUUUAGAAAUCAUAUAAUGCAGACAAAGGAUCUCGGCACAUGUCCUGUUCGUCAGAUUGGAGGUUGCUCAUUUCUUUACAUGAGAAUUAGCAAUGUAUAUAUUGUGAUCGUUGUUAGUAGCAAUGCUAAUGUUGCUUGCGCUUUCAAGUUUGUCGUUGAGGCUGUCUCUCUGUUUAAGUCUUACUUUGGUGGGGCUUUUGAUGAAGAUGCCAUCAAGAAUAACUUUGUUCUAAUUUAUGAGCUUCUUGAUGAGAUCAUGGAUUUUGGAUACCCACAAAAUCUUUCACCUGAAAUAUUGAAGCUCUACAUCACUCAACAAGGAUUCCGUUCACCAUUUUCUUCCAAGUCCUCAGACAGGCCUGUACCCAAUGCUACUCUACAAGUUACAGGUGCUGUUGGUUGGAGGCGUGAGGGUCUUGUUUACAAGAAAAAUGAGGUUUUCCUGGAUAUAGUUGAAAGUGUAAAUCUUCUUAUGUCCUCUAAAGGGAGUGUUUUACGUUGUGACGUGACUGGAAAGAUUUUGAUGAAGUGCUUCCUUUCUGGGAUGCCUGAUUUGAAACUUGGGUUAAACGAUAAACUUGGUCUUGAAAAGGAAGCCCAACUAAAGGCGAGGCCUACAAAAAGUGGAAAGACUAUAGAACUUGAUGAUGUCACUUUUCAUCAGUGUGUAAAUCUGACGAGGUUCAACUCAGAAAAGACGGUCAGUUUUGUGCCACCCGAUGGUGAAUUUGAACUGAUGAAGUAUCGUAUCUCUGAGGGUGUAAAUCUUCCAUUUCGGGUGUUGCCAACGAUCAAGGAACUGGGCAGAACACGCAUGGAAGUCAAUGUUAAGGUGAAGAGUGUCUUUGGGGCUAAAAUGUUUGCGCUUGGCGUAGUCAUCAAAGUUCCGGUUCCUAAGCAAACAGCUAAGACAAGUUUUCAAGUUACAUCUGGUAAAGCCAGAUAUAAUGCGCCAAAUGAUUCCAUCGUCUGGAAGAUAAGAAAAUUUCCAGGACAAACUGAAGCAACCAUGAGUGCAGAGGUUGAGUUGAUUACCACAAUGGGUGAGAAGAAGCCUUUGACCCGGCCACCAAUUCAAAUGGAAUUUCAGGUGCCGAUGUUCACUGCAUCAGGUUUACGUGUCAGAUUUCUGAAGGUAUGGGAGAAGAGUGGAUAUAACACAGUUGAAUGGGUUCGCUACAUUACGAAAGCUGGAUCAUAUGAGAUCAGAUGUUAAGGAUACUAUCAGACAGUGAAUAAAGACAAUGGACUUGAAUUAGGAGGCUUAUCCAACACGGCAAUAUUUCGGAGAUGAGCCCAUGGUAAUCACUCUUAGGAUUUUAUUUUAUUUUAUUAUUUUUUUGGAUGAGAAAGAGGUAUGUUUGUAGCUAGUUCGAAACUCUUUCAGAGAAAACCUCUGAAGGAUCAAAACGGAGACACUUCUUAACAGCUCCAUCAGGGUGAUUAUUGUAGUAUAAAAAUAAACUUACACUCUGUUGUCUGGUUACAAAACUCUUUUUUAGGUAUUUUCUGGGAUAAAAAUUUUUCAAUUUAAA
Molecule: messenger RNA, 1826 nt
Organism: Ananas comosus (pineapple)
Lineage: Eukaryota; Viridiplantae; Streptophyta; Magnoliopsida; Poales; Bromeliaceae
Product: AP-2 complex subunit mu-like
Exons: 14
Coding region: 191-1507 (438 amino acids)
Biological process (GO): intracellular protein transport; endocytosis
Cellular component (GO): clathrin adaptor complex; cytoplasmic vesicle
Source: RefSeq, a predicted model, not a curated record